AUGUUUAAUUUGCACUCCAUGUGCGUUUUCUCGGUUUUUUUUUCGGAGAAUGCAGGGAAAGAGCAAAAUGAGAGGAAAAAUGUGGUGAUGGUGAUUUAGAGUACUUUUUUUAAUUUUUUUAAAAAUCUGAAGAAAAUGGGUGGCUUCAGAAUGAAGGGCCUGGAGGAUGUCAAGGUCGAAAAAUCCGAUCGGAUUACUAAACAGAUUCAGGACAAGUGGAAGCUGGUGCCAGCUUUUCUCAAGGGCAAGGGCCUCGUCAAACAACAUAUUGAUUCGUUCAAUUACUUCAUCAAUGUGGAAAUCAAGAAGAUUGUCAUGGCUAAUCAAACUGUCCGUUGUGACAAUGAUUCGUUAUUCUACAUUAAGUACUUGAAUGUUUAUGUCACUUCUCCUGAUAUUGAAGAAGGUGCGGACAUGAGUCGACCAACAACUCCGCACGAGUGUCGUUUGAGGGAUUUGACAUAUUCAGCUCCAAUUAUUGUAGAUAUCGAGUAUUUGAGGGGACAGCAGCCGAUUAUAAAGAACAAUGUAGUGAUUGGAAGGAUGCCAAUAAUGUUGAGGAGUUCGAAUUGCGUGUUGGCAGGCAAGUCUCACUUUGAACUAGCGAAGAUGAAUGAGUGCCCCCAUGAUCCUGGCGGUUAUUUCGUAGUUAAUGGUCAGGAGAAGGUCAUUCUCAUCCAGGAGCAGAUGCUGAAAAAUAGAAUUAUUUUGGAGCAGGACUCCAAGGGGUGCAUUGUCGCUUCCUGCAACAGUUCAACUCACGAAAGAAAAACGAAGACAAAUGUCGUGGGCAAUCGUGGAAAGUACUACAUGAGACACAACAUAUUCCAGGACGAUAUUCCAGUUACAGUGAUUUUCAAGGCCAUGGGAAUAGUCUCGGAUCAGGAGAUAAUGCAGCUCAUUGGAACUGAGGAGGAGUAUAUGAAGAAGUUAGGAUCGAGCUUUGAGGAGUGUCAUACACUCGAGAUAUUCACUCAGCAGCAGGCCCUCAAGUAUUUGAACAACAAACGAAAGCAGAAGAGGUAUUUUGGACCUUCAGCGAAGGGGAAUGUUGCUGAUGAGAUGAAGGACAUAUUGGCUCAGAAUAUUCUCUCACACGUGCCAGUUAUGGAUUUCAAUUUCAAAAUGAAAGCAACGUAUCUGGCUCUGAUGAUCAGACGAGUGAUGAAGGCACAGUACGACGGGAAUUUGAUAGAUGAUCGUGAUUAUUACGGAAAUAAACGAUUGGAGUUGGCUGGCUCACUCUUAGCUCUCAUGUUCGAGGAUGCAUUCAAGAGAUACAACUUCGAGCUCAAGCAGAUUGCUGAUAAGAAUAUUCCCAAGACAAAGGCUGCGCAGUUCGAUGUUGUCAAGCACAUGACGAAGGAUACGAUUACACGAGGUCUCGCUUUCGCAAUAUCCUCUGGAAAUUGGACGAUCAAGAGAUUCAAGAUGGAGCGUCAUGGGGUGACCCAGGUGUUGUCCAGACUGUCGUACAUUUCAGCACUUGGAAUGAUGACGAGGGUUAAUUCACAGUUUGAGAAGACUCGUAAAGUCUCUGGUCCGAGGUCCCUUCAGCCCUCUCAAUGGGGAAUGAUGUGUCCCAGUGAUACACCUGAGGGGGAAGGCUGUGGUCUCAUCAAGAAUCUUGCUCUCAUGACUCAUGUUACCACUGAAGUGGAACAGGAGCCGAUCAUACGAUUAUGUUUCAACAUGGGGGUGGAAAAUGUGAAUAUACUAGGUGGUGAGGAGAUUAAUCACAAGGAUGUGUACAUGGUAUUUUUAAAUGGUAACAUUCUUGGUGUUGUUCACAACUAUGACCGUCUCGUCAAUGUCUUCAGGAUGCUGAGGAGAAGAGGCUUGAUCGAUGUAUUCGUAUCGAUAUACACUCAGCAUCAACACAAAUGCAUUCAGAUAAGUUCUGAUGGUGGCAGAUUGUGCAGGCCAUACAUAAUUGUCAAGAAUUCAGAGUCCCUCAUACAAGAAGAGCACAUGAAGAUUCUACAACAGGGAGUCAAGUCUUUCGAGGAUUUCAUCCAGGAAGGCCUGAUCGAGUAUCUCGAUGUCAACGAGGAGAACGAUAGUUUCAUCGCGUUCAAUGAGUCACAGAUAAAUCACAAAACCACUCAUUUAGAAAUUGAGCCAUUUACUCUCCUUGGAGUGUGUGCUGGUCUCGUGCCCUAUCCUCAUCACAAUCAGAGCCCAAGGAACACUUAUCAAUGUGCCAUGGGGAAGCAGGCCAUGGGUACGAUAGGCUAUAAUCAAAGGAACAGGAUUGACACUUUGAUGUACAAUCUGGUCUAUCCACAAGCUCCCAUGGUCAAGACUCGGACAAUCGAGCUGAUUAAUUUUGAUAAACUGCCAGCUGGACAGAAUGCUAUUGUCGCUGUCAUGUCGUACAGUGGAUACGAUAUCGAGGAUGCAUUGAUUCUGAAUAAAGCGUCUAUCGAUCGGGGCUAUGGCAGGUGCCUCGUGUACAGAAAUUCCAAAACAUCUUUAAAGAAAUACGCCAAUCAAACUUUCGACAAAAUCAUGGGACCUUUGAUCGAUAGUACCACCAAAAAACCCAUUUGGAAACACGAUAUCCUUGAUUCUGAUGGAAUCGCCAUGCCUGGAGAAAUGGUGGAGAACAGGAGAAUCAUGGUUAACAAGUCAUCCCCAACAAUCACCCAGCAGAAUCCAGUUAGUCAAGUUGUUGGACAGGGAUCGGUUGAAUAUCGAGAGGUGCCUGUUACUUACAAGGGGCCAGUUCCAUCGUACAUCGAGAAGGUCAUGAUAUCGUCGAACUACGCCGACGAUUCCUUUCUAAUUAAAUUAUUAUUAAGGCAAACCAGAAGACCUGAGAUUGGGGAUAAAUUCAGCAGUCGUCAUGGUCAGAAGGGAGUGACUGGUUUGAUCGUUGAACAAGAGGACAUGCCGUUCAAUGAUUCUGGAAUUUGUCCUGAUAUGAUCAUGAAUCCCCACGGAUUUCCCUCGAGAAUGACUGUGGGAAAACUUAUCGAGCUUCUCGCUGGCAAGGCUGGUCUCAUGAAAGGCCAAUUUCAUUAUGGUACAGCUUUUGGUGGCUCCAAGGUGACUGACGUCUGCGAGGAACUCGUUCGUCACGGCUACAAUUAUCUCGGCAAAGAUAUUUUCUAUUCUGGAACCACUGGAGAGCCCCUCCAGGCGUACAUCUACUCAGGCCCUAUCUAUUACCAGAAACUCAAGCACAUGGUACAGGACAAAAUGCAUGCCAGGGCGAGGGGCCCACGUGCUGUCCUGACCCGUCAGCCCACCGAGGGUAGAUCCAAAGAAGGUGGUCUUCGUCUCGGAGAAAUGGAGAGAGACUGUCUCAUCGGCUACGGUGCCAGUAUGAUGCUCGUUGAACGAUUGAUGAUAUCGAGUGAUGCCUUUGAUGUUGAUGUCUGUAAUAAAUGCGGGCUGAUGGCUUACAGUGGCUGGUGCCACAGUUGUCGAUCCAGUGGAUGUGUUUCCACCAUUACCAUGCCUUAUGCCUGUAAAUUAUUAUUCCAAGAACUACAGUCUAUGAACAUUGUGCCUAGAUUGACGUUGAAGAAUUAUUGUGAUUAAAACAAUUUAUUGUAAUGCCAAUAAUAAUUUACCGUUUUUGAAUA
Fopius arisanus is the source of this 3593-nucleotide messenger RNA. It is a transcript of the gene RpIII128, whose product is annotated as RNA polymerase III subunit RpIII128. The transcript is spliced from 3 exons. Gene Ontology annotation, biological process: DNA-templated transcription. Gene Ontology annotation, molecular function: ribonucleoside binding; DNA binding. Bases 136 to 3549 code for a protein of 1137 amino acids. Gene Ontology annotation, cellular component: RNA polymerase III complex. The record is from RefSeq and is a predicted model, not a curated record. NCBI's taxonomy places the organism in Eukaryota, Metazoa, Arthropoda, Insecta, Hymenoptera, Braconidae.